This is a messenger RNA of Pelmatolapia mariae (spotted tilapia), 387 nucleotides long. It is a transcript of the gene npffl, whose product is annotated as neuropeptide FF-amide peptide precursor like. Gene Ontology annotation, molecular function: neuropeptide hormone activity. The coding region runs from base 1 to 387 and encodes 128 amino acids. The record is from RefSeq and is a predicted model, not a curated record. The transcript is spliced from 3 exons. Lineage: Eukaryota; Metazoa; Chordata; Actinopteri; Cichliformes; Cichlidae.
AUGGACACAGCUGCAGCGGUGACUCUUCUGGCACUGAUUAUGGCGAUGGCUGGCGUCAGUCAGGCUCUUCAUAUCCAAGCCGGCCUGGACAAAAAUGACAUCUUGCCUGGCAGCUCAGAGGAGAGCAUGCCUGACCGCCUGUUGGGGCUGGAGAGUGAAAACAGAGAUAGCGACACUGAUGAUCGCGUGCUGACUUCAUUGCUGAGAGCCCUGCUGCACGGAGCCCAGAGAGAAGCCAGGGAGUCUGUCCUCCAUCAGCCACAGAGGUUUGGCCGCAGCUCCAGAGGGCAGGUUGUGCUGGAGGAUCAGAUGCAAUCCCGUGACUGGGAGGCUGCCCCCGGUCAGAUCUGGAGUAUGGCUGUGCCCCAGAGAUUUGGCAAGAAGUAA